AUGGUCUCCCUCUCCGACGUUCACCUCAACAACACGUCCCUCCGAAGUGCCGGCUCAGGCCCCACGGUCGCUCUCGUCGGCGCCACGGCCGGCAUCGGCCUCGCGACCUUCCACGCCCUGCUCAAGCACACGUCCUCGCCGACAAUCUACCUCGUCGGCCGGGACGCCUCGCGACUAGACGCGCUCAUCGCCGCCGCCCAGCAACUGCACCCCAACCCGGGCGCGACCAUCGUGCCCAUCGUCGUCAAUGGGGAUGAUCUCACGCUCGUGCGCCACGCCGACACCGCGGCCCGGCAAAUCGCCUCGCUCACGUCGCGGCUCGACCUCCUCAUCAUGUCGCCGGGCUACCUGUCAUUCCGGUCCACGGCGGACUUUUCCCCCGAGGAGGGCCUCGAUCGCAUCACCAGCAUCCGGUACCACGCGCGCAUGCGAUUUCUCGUCACAUUGCUCCCCGCCCUGCGCACGGCGCCGAACCCGCGCGUCAUCAGCGUGCUGGCCGCAGGCAAGGAAGGACCCCUCCGUCUCGACGACCUCGGCAUGACCCGCCCGGAGACUUAUGGGCCGAUCUACGCCGCUGGGGCGGCCGCGUCGAUGACGACGUUGUUCUUUGAAGAAUUGGCCGCGGGCGGCGGCAACGGCAACGACAAUGACAACGACAGGAUCGUCUUUGUGCAUUUAUUCCCCGGCCUGGUCGGGACGGGGCUGCGAGUCAUCAAUUCCGGGUGGGCGCUGUCCCUGCUGUGGGAGUGGGUCGUCCGGCCCGCGUUCAGGCUGUUUGGCUCGACGGCCGAGGAUGCCGGGGAGAGAGUGCUCUUUGCGGCGACGAGUGGGCGCUUCAGACGCGUCAGGCCCGAGGACGCCGACGGCCUGGCCGGCACGUUGGUCCAGCGCGGGAGUACCGGCGUGCUGGGCAGUGGUGUGUAUUUGGUGGGAGAGGAUUCAGGGGUCGUACGACCCCCACGUGGCACAAAGGGUGAUGAUGUUUUGGCCGAGCUGAGACGCCAAGGCGCCGGGAAGAAGGUGUAUGAGUAUACGAUGGGGGAGUUUGAGAGGAUCGAGAAGAUUAGGGGUCAAGAGUGA
Messenger RNA from Cladophialophora carrionii CBS 160.54, 1080 nucleotides. RefSeq lists its product as uncharacterized. Bases 1 to 1080 code for a protein of 359 amino acids. Gene Ontology annotation, biological process: secondary metabolic process. NCBI's taxonomy places the organism in Eukaryota, Fungi, Ascomycota, Eurotiomycetes, Chaetothyriales, Herpotrichiellaceae. The transcript has a single exon. The record is from RefSeq and is a predicted model, not a curated record.